AUGUAUCCAUCAGAUUGCGUUCCACCUAGAAUCUAUGGAGUGGUUAAAGCACACAAACCGGAAAAAAACUACCCAAUGCGUCCUGUUGUUUCCACUAUUAACACACCUCCUUAUGGAACAUCUGAGUAUCUGGUUAAAAUUAUCCAACCAACAUUAAACAAAAACAUAACUCGACUAAUUAAUUCAAGAAACUUUGUCAACGAUGCUAAAGAAUGGAAGAUAGACCCUAAUGAAAUUCAGGUUUCUUUCGAUGUAAUUAAUUUAUAUCCAUCCGUACCGAUCAAUGAAGCAAUUCCUGUUAUUAUUAACAUAUUGAACGAUGAUCUUGAAGAUUUGAAAACUAGGACUAAAUUAACUCUCAUAGAUAUACACCAAUUAAUUGAACUAUCGUUAAGCAUAUGUUACUUUUUAUACGAAGAUAAAAUCCGAAUUUUACCUAAUUCAGGUCCAAUUGGUUUAUCAUUGAUGGUAGUCAUAGCUGAAGCAUUUUUGCAAAGUAUAGAAAAAAGAGCACUUGAUAUAGCCUUUUUUAAUUCAUUCCAACCAAUAACUUAUAAAAGAUAUGUGGAUGAUAGCCAUGCUCGCUUCGAUUCAAAAGAAAAGCAAGAAUUAUUUCUUAAAGCUUUAAAUGAACAAAACCCCUCCAUAAAAUAUACCGUUGAACUUGAAAACAAAAGAAAACAACUUAAUUUUUUAGAUAUUUGUAUUACAAAUACAAUGAAUGGUUUUUAUGAGUUUCAAAUACACCGUAAGGAUGCGAUAACAAAUGUUCAAAUAAAACCAAACUCCAACAUCAACCCGAGCAUAACCAUUGGCGUCUUUAAAGACGGCAUUUCAAAAAAUACUACAUCUAAUCAGUUAAAUCAAAAGUUUGUUAAACUACCUUGGAUACCUAUUAUUGGCCCAAAACUCCGAAGAGAAUUUAAAAAACAAAACAUCAGAGUUAUAUUUACUUCAGCUCCUAGUUUGAGUAAUAUAUUAUGCAACAACAAAACUAAACUACCUCCGAACUCAAAUCCGGGGGUUUACCAACUUAAAUGCUCAUGCGGAAAUAUAUAUAUUGGUGAGACCAAAAAGAAAAUCAUUUCAAGAAGUGCAGAACACCAAAGAGCUUGCAAAAAUCAAAAAUGGUCGAGUUCAGGAGCCACGGAACAUUCCAAAACAUGCCGUGGUAACUUUGAUUGGCUAAAUCCUAUGACCUUGGCAGUCGUUCAAGAAUACAAGAUACGAAAAAUUAGAGAAUCUCUGGAGAUUAACAAAGCGAAAGUUCGAUGUGAGAUAGGUAUUGGGGAAGUUGUUCUAAAUCGAGAUGACGGGGAUAAGGUUAAAACAAGAACUUGGGGACCCAUUUUGACAAAAAUUUAA
This is a messenger RNA of Hydra vulgaris (swiftwater hydra), 1365 nucleotides long. The record is from RefSeq and is a predicted model, not a curated record. Lineage: Eukaryota; Metazoa; Cnidaria; Hydrozoa; Anthoathecata; Hydridae.